This is a messenger RNA of Colletotrichum spaethianum, 1479 nucleotides long. RefSeq lists its product as uncharacterized. The record is from RefSeq and is a predicted model, not a curated record. The transcript is spliced from 2 exons. The coding region runs from base 1 to 1479 and encodes 492 amino acids. Lineage: Eukaryota; Fungi; Ascomycota; Sordariomycetes; Glomerellales; Glomerellaceae.
AUGUCCAAGUUGUUCGUCUGGAACAGACUGGCGCAAGUGCUGCCCGAGACGAUCGACGUCGAGGCGACUUCGCCGGAUGGGAUCACGGCAAUUAUGAAGCAGCUUCUAUCCCAGACUUCAAUGGAGGAUGUUGACAAACUCUUGCUCGAGAGCGCAUCGGUCAGAGCCGUCUUCAGAAAGAACAAACUCCAAGUUCUCCGGAAUCUGAUUGCGCCCGUGGCCCGGGAAGACGCCAUCGCCUGUAUCGAUCGCCGCCUGCACAUGGGCAAGGCAGCGAGAAAGGCGUUUGACCGAGACUACGAGAACGGAGCCGUAUCACAAUUCCCUCUUGUAAAACAUUCUGAAAGCUACUGCUCUGGUGACGAUAAGCCAACUCACAUAGCCACAGGCACCCCGAACGAAAACCGACAUCCCAAAUCAACGGAUCGCGGACAAUGGAACCUCGACGACCUCUGCGAAUUGGUUAGAGUCAUCGAUAAGCUCCUCGAUCGAAAGUGCUCCAAGACGUACCCGACAUUUGAAGAAUGGGAGGCCUCCUGGAAGUCCGCAUGCCCUCGCAGGGACGUCCACGCCUACCGCUCAGUUCCCAGUCGCGACUGCGCGGACUGGACCAACCACGACCCCGCCGGCGAAGAACAUUACUACCAGGAGCUCUGCAAAGACCACGGGACGGAAGACCCCACGAACUUUGACUACGCCUUCCAGUGCCACACAAAGUUCGAACAAACCGGCGUCCGCCACGAAGGCGUUCAGAUGGACAAGAAGGCCAGGGCGAGGCUCCAGCGCGCCUUCUUCCGCCUCGAGCUCAUCAGGAGAGCGUACUAUCAGCGGCCCUUCUUCCCCAAGGGCGCCAGAUUCGCGGGCCGCACGAGGACGGUAAGAGAGGGCGAGUUCGGCACCGCCGGGGAGACGUACGAAAAGGACACCCGGCUAUUCCCCGAGCUCUCGGUGCGCGCCGCGGCGAUCGCGUGCGUCUGCAACGUCUACGAGUGCCAGACACACCCCGCCAUGGGAUCCCGGGUCCGGGUCGACCGCAAGGACGGCAGCUGGUGCUGGCGGUGGGACGACAGGAGCAUCGCCCCGUGGUCUAGGAGCGCAUCCGCUCCGAGGAGCGUCAAGAUCAACGAUGUUUUCCGCAUGAACUCGAAGAGCUGGGCAGCGGUGUGGAGGUCGGACCGGGAGUAUGAGAAGCAGCUGUGGACGGGGCCGAUGGCGGAGAGAGAACGCUGGGAGGGGUACGGGCAUGCCGGGUGUAUGGAUCCGAACGAGUGUUACUGCCAACUGGGAGGAAAUUGUUCCCUGUGCCUGCCGUUACCUGACACGGAGCUUUCUGAGUGGGAUCUUUUCACGAAGGACGAGUUGCAGGACGAGAUUGAGGAGAUCGAGGACUUGCGAGAUCCGGAGUUGGCGAAUAGGCAUCCGGAGCUGGCUGAGUCCAUUGAUGAGUACCAAAGGACUUACAAGGCUGUGCUCUAUUGA